CCUCUGACUUUUCCUCUGACUUUGCUCUGACUUUGCUCUGACUUUUCCUCUGACUUUUUCCCUCUGACUUUUCCUCUCAAACAUGGCUCACAACAAAAAUCUUCGUUGUCUAGCUUGUAAUCUUGAAUUUGAAACAGAAUCCAGAUUAUCGAACCAUAAUUAUGACACGCAUGUUGACUCUAUCCAGGUGACUUUUGAUGACGAAUUGAUUACAGUUGAGAGGAGCAGUGACAAAUUUCAGUGUCCAAAAUGCGAAAAACAAUUAAAAACGCCUACAACAUUAAAAAGGCACAUUGGAAAACAUUACGAAUCUAUAGGCAAUGCUGGAAAAAAACAAAGGCUUUCUGAACCAGAAGAUAUUAACGAGGAAUUUCCCUCAAUCAGUUUAGAUCACCAAGCACCUGACGCUGAAACGAUUGAUUUGCAAGCGGACAGCUCAAGUUCAUUUCCUUCCACUUCACAUCUAGAAAAAGAUACUGCAACGCUUAUAGCCAUGAAUGCCCUCUCUCUCUCAAAAAGGGAACAAGAGAAAUGUUUAAUGCUUGCCGACUUGGCAGAUUUGGAGCCAAUUAUCAUUUUGGCAGAAAAUGGGAAGAAAUAUCACAUGCUUGCCUCUCCAAAAACCAUUCAAUGUGUACUUACAGACCAACCUACUGGAACGUGGAAAUUGCCAAUUUCUAAUGACAGAGAAGCUCAAAAUUGACUUGAGCAAGCUUUUUUGUCUCGUGUAUACUGCGGAGAUUAUAAUGCUUUAUUCUUUCAUUAAAAACAAGCAAAAACUUUAUUAAGAAAGUAGUAAUAGGUAUUAUGAUGAAUGUUAAAGGCAUUUUUUGGUAUACAGUGAUGAAAAAUAAAAAAACGAACAUUCAUUUUGAUAAGU
Messenger RNA from Mucor mucedo, 880 nucleotides. RefSeq lists its product as uncharacterized. The coding region runs from base 83 to 703 and encodes 206 amino acids. The transcript is spliced from 2 exons. The record is from RefSeq and is a predicted model, not a curated record. Lineage: Eukaryota; Fungi; Mucoromycota; Mucoromycetes; Mucorales; Mucoraceae.